This is a messenger RNA of Brachypodium distachyon (stiff brome), 2177 nucleotides long. RefSeq names its product probable trehalase. The record is from RefSeq and is a predicted model, not a curated record. Lineage: Eukaryota; Viridiplantae; Streptophyta; Magnoliopsida; Poales; Poaceae. Gene Ontology annotation, biological process: trehalose catabolic process. Bases 187 to 1974 code for a protein of 595 amino acids. Gene Ontology annotation, molecular function: alpha,alpha-trehalase activity. The transcript is spliced from 11 exons.
CCAAACCGGGCAGCAAUUCAAAGUCCCCACCACUUUCCGCUUCAGCCAACCGCGGGAGAGGAGUCCGCCGUCGUCUAGUCUCGUCUCCCUCGCCGCCGCACGUAACCGCCCCGGUCCCUCCCCCGCACGUCACGCGCGCGGUCCCGCCCCCGGUCACAAAUUAACCGCCCUUCCAAAUCAAAUCAAAUGGCCCCGCCUACGCACCACCACCGGCAUCUUCUUCGUCUCCCGACCGUCCUCGUCUUCAUCCUCCUCUUCGUUGCCCGGAUGGAGCCCGCCGCGGGAGACACCGACGCCGAGGAGGGACGUUCUUCUUCCCGCGCGCUGCUGGGGCUUCUCCAGCGGGUGCAGUCGGGGGCGCUGCGCGCGCUGGGCCCGGCCAACUUCGACCCCAAGCUCUACGUCGACCUGCCCCUCGCCGCCGACCGCGCAGCCGCGGAGGCCGCGCUCGCCUCGGCGUCGGCGUCGCGGGAGGCCAUGGAGGCGUACCUGGCCCGCUACUUCGCGGCGGCGGGGUCCGACCUCGUGGCCGUCGACCCGCCGGACUUCGAGCCCGAGCCGCGGGGGUUCCUGCCGCGGGUGGUCGGGCCGGGCGGCGAGGCGCGGGCGUGGGCGCUCGAGGUGCACGCGCUGUGGAAGGACCUGGCGCGGGAGGUGGCGCCGGACGUCGCCGUGCGGCCGGGGCGCCACACGCUGCUGCCGCUGCCCCGCAGGGUCGUCGUGCCGGGGUCCAGGUUCCGGGAGGUUUACUACUGGGACUCCUACUGGGUCAUCAGAGGCUUGCUUGUGAGCAAAAUGUACGACACGGCGAAGGAUAUCGUGCUUAACCUUGUAUUCCUUGUGGAGAAAUAUGGUUUUGUUCUCAACGGUGCUAGAUCGUACUAUACUAAUCGAAGCCAACCACCACUUUUAAGCUCGAUGGUUUUAGAAAUAUACACGGCAACAGGUGAUUUGGGCUUUGUGAGGAGAGUAUUCCCCUCUCUUCUGAAAGAGCAUAGCUUCUGGACAUCAGAGCUACAUAACGUGGCAAUAAUGGACAGUCAUGGACUGGUACACAACUUGAGUCGUUACCAAGCUAUGUGGAACAAACCUAGGCCAGAAAGUGCAACAAUUGAUGAGGAACUGGCUUCAAAGCUUACUUCUACAUCCGCCAAGGAAAAGUUGUACCACGAGAUUGCUUCAGCAGCUGAAUCAGGAUGGGAUUUUAGCUCUCGAUGGAUGAGCAAUUCUACUGACAUGACAACAUUGGUGACAACUUUCAUUAUACCUGUGGACUUAAACACAUUCAUAUGCAAGAUGGAAAGGGAUAUAGCGGUCUUUGCUAAACUCAUCGGAGAGAAUGCAACUGCAGAAAUUUUUUCAGAGGCAUCAAAAGCACGCCAUAAGGCAAUUGAGUCUAUUUUAUGGAACUCUGAGAUGGAACAGUGGCUUGACUACUGGCUUCCUACUGAUGGAAACUGCCAGGGAAUCUACCAGUGGGAAUCAAAGUCACAGAACCGCAACAUCUUUGCUUCUAACUUCAUACCGUUGUGGUUAAAUGCACAUAAUUCAGGUUUUGCACGAUUUUUCGACGAAGCAAAAUCCAUGAGAGUCAUGAGAAGCCUCUGGACGUCAGGAUUGGUCCAUCCAGCAGGAAUAGCAACUUCUGUAUCAAAUACAGGGCAGCAAUGGGAUUUCCCAAAUGGAUGGGCACCGUUGCAGCAUCUGAUAGUUGAGGGAUUGCUGAACUCUGGUUCAGCAGAGGCAAAGAAGUUUGCUGAGGACAUUGCCACGAGAUGGGUGAGAACAAACUACGCAGCUUAUAAAUCAACCGGCGCGAUGCAUGAGAAGUACGAUGUGGAGGCCUGUGGAAAAUCUGGAGGUGGCGGUGAAUACAAACCCCAGACUGGUUUUGGUUGGUCCAAUGGUGUGAUAUUGUCAUUCUUGGACGAAUUCGGGUGGCCUGAGGACAAGGAAAUAGGGUGCUCAUCCUGAUGGGAUCAAGCGAGCCACCUUUAUCUCCUUAAGCAACUGUUAAUUAAGCACUUUAUUAAUCGUGUGCCUAGUGUAGUCUUUAUGAUGCAAAAUGUGCAGUUACUUCCUCUCUGUUGUUACUAAUAUCUUAGUAUCGUGUACUAAAAUCACGAUGUUCAUUGUAAAAACAGAAAUAUCAAUAUAUUAUCAUGAUUUUUUCAUAC